CUCCCACACACGGAAGGGGUGGAACCGUUCCCUCCUCUUCUCCCUCCUCCUCCUCCAGCGGCCACCAGGAACCCUGAGAUCCACGAGCCAGGACCCCACUGCCAGGUCUGCUGCACUACCCUCCAGGACCUCCUGCAGCAGGGGACAGGCGGUGCAGGAGGCUGUUGGUCUGGAACAUGUCUCCACCUGCCCCAGCCUCUGUGGCUCCAGGCUUCACCUUCCCCCAUCCAUGGCCAACCCAGGCCCAUCACUCCAUGGCGCCUUUGAUAUUCUAGAAGCCAUGGGAAGGGACAGGCUGGCCCACCUGAAACACAAGUUGGGGAGUCUGCAUCCAGGCAGCCAGGAGUCCAAGCUUCUUCACGCCAUGGUGCUCUUGGCUCUGGGCCAGGACACUGAGGCCAGGACCGCUCUGGAGUCCUUGAAGGCGGACACGGCGGCCCGGCUGGUAGCCCACCAGUGGGCAGGUGUGGACAGCACAGAAGACCCUGAGGAGCCUCCAGAUUUGUCUUGGACCGUGGCUCGCCUGUACCACCUGCUGGCCGAGGAGAACCUGUGUCCGGCUUCCACAAGGGACAUGGCUUACCAGGUGGCCCUCCGCGACCUCGCCUCCCAGGGUGACCACCUGCUGGGCCAACUCCAGAAGGAGGCCUGGGAUCGGUGCAGUUCAGACCUCAUGGGGGGCUCCCGUGGCUUCCAGCCACUCCACUCUGAUCUGGGUGGCCUGCCGCCGUCUUCGGCAUCCCCUUCGUUGACCAGGAGCCAGCCUCGACCCAUUGAUACAUCAGACUGGAGCCGGGGCCAUUCUCUACACUCCACCGGCAGCAUGGCCUCACUGGCCAGCCACUUGGAGAUCAGCCAGUCACCCACCCUGCCUUUCCUCUGUCCACAACGUGGGACCCAUGGGCCCAGCAAGCUCUGUGGCACACCCCCGGCCUCCCCUGAGCCUCAGCUUGUCCCUGUAGGCUGCCAAGAACCUGAGGAAGUGAGCUGGCCCCCGUCAGUGGAGACCAAUGUCCCCUUGGGGUCACCACAGAGAAGUGGGGUCCCAGAGGUGUCCCCGGAGGUGGCUUCGGCCAUCCUCCCUGACUCUCCGGCUGCUCCAGACACGAGUGUCCACUGCCCUGUUGAGUGCACGGAGGUAUCUGCAGGCUCUCAGUCUCUCCUGCCACCCACCACGGAAGGCACUGGAAAACAGCUGUCUAUCACAAGUCAGCUGUCACCUCCCGGGUCUGUAGGAGAUGACAGUCUGCAGAACACCACAUCCAACCCCCCUGCCCAGCCACCGUCCUCCCAGGUCCCCUCUACACUGCCUCCUUCGUCCUCCUCCCCUCCGUCCUCCAAUUCCUCCUCCAGCGGCUGCUCUGCGCCCCCAGCCUCCGCGUCCCCCGUUCUGGGCCACUUGGAAACAUCUGAGCAGAAAUUCUAUAACUUCGUGGUCAUCCAUGCCAGGGCUGAUGAACACGUGGCCCUACGUAUCCGAGAGAAGCUGGAGACCCUUGGGGUGCCCGAUGGGGCCACCUUCUGUGAGGAAUUUCAGGUGCCUGGGCGGGGUGAGCUGCAUUGUCUCCAAGAUGCCAUCGACCACUCGGGGUAUACCAUUCUGCUCCUGACCACCAACUUCGACUGUCGUCUGAGCCUGCACCAAGUCAACCAUGCCCUUAUGAACAGCCUCACGCAGUCGGGAAGGCAGGACUCUGUGAUCCCCCUCCUCCCACUGGAGUGCUCCCAGGCCCAGCUCAGCCCCAGCGCAACCAGCUUGCUCCACAGCCUUGUGUGGCUGGAUGAACACUCCCCGAUCUUUGCCAGGAAGGUGGCGAACACCUUCAAACCACAGAAGCUCCAGGCACACCGGAUACGCUGGAAGAAAAAGCAGGAGACCAGAGCCCUCCAGGAGCAGAGCAUACAGCUAGAGGCUGAGCGGCAAAGGGUGGCUGCCUUGUCGGCUGCCUACUCGGCCUACGUCCAAAGCUGCAGCGCCUGGCAAGCGCAGAUGGACAGCCUGCGGGGGGCCUUUGGGAAGGACUUGUCAGUGGGGACCCCUACAUUCCCCCAUUGGCUGGGAUGUCCAGAGCCAACACCUUCACAUCCACAGCAGGGUGGUACCCCAGUUUCUUCCUAUUUCCCGCAGCCUCCGUCUUUCCCGCAGCCUCCGUCUUUCCCGCCGUCCGCGUCUUUCCCGCAGCCUCCGUCUUUCCCGCAGCCUCCGUCUUUCCCGCAGCCUCCGUCUUUCCCACCGUCCCCGUCUUUCCCGCAGUCUCCACCCUUCCCAUCUGCCUCCUCCGCAGCCCCCCAGACUCCAGGAUCUCUCAUUAUUCACCAUGCCCAGAUGGUUCAGCUGGGCGUCAACAACCACAUGUGGGGCCAGACAGGGGCCCAGCCGACGGACGACAAGACUGGGUGUCUGGAGGAACCCUGCAUGGGCCCUCCGAGUGACCAGGAGGGACCCCGACUUGAGCCUCCAGAGUGAUCAUGUUGGGGCCCACCUGGAUUCCUAAAGUGACCAGGCUGAACCCAAGCUAGACUGCCAGAGUGGCCACGCUGGACUUCACCUGGGUCCCUAAAGUGACAGUGGGGGAGGGGAACCUCGCCUGGGCCCUCACAGUGGCCGCGAACUGGACCCAGCUUGGUACUCUAGAGGGCGGGAAGACCUCGCCUGUAAACUCAGGGCCUCGGAAACAUCCAGAACCCUAGUGAACAUUGGACAGGACUCUGUGGAACCGCAACCUGCAUCCUCUAGGUGGACAGAAGACGAUGGCCAUGGGUUUUUCCGGGGUGCUCCCAGCAGCCACGUGUUCAUUUACUGUGGCACGUGGUGUCUCUGGGGAGGAUGUGGUGCUGGGGCAAUAGAGGGGGUCCUGCCACUAUAAUAGUUAUUGACGGCUGAGUCACGAGCCUGCGUCCCCCAGCCAACACCGCCCUCAGGCAACAAGCAGGAGACUCGGCUCCGCCAGGACCGGAAAAGAGCGAGCACCGGCCGCUCGGCUCCCUGAGCAGCAGAAACCGGACGUUGUGAGUGUGUUCUCAUUCCAUUGGUCAGCGCGGGCCACGUGGCCUUCUGCUGCAAGGGACUUUGGGAAAUGUAGUUUUUUGGGGGAAGCCAUAUCUCAGGAAGUCUUGUAAUGUCAGAAAAGAAGAAAAAAAAGACACGGGGAGUUUCUGGC
This is a messenger RNA of Peromyscus maniculatus bairdii (prairie deer mouse), 3161 nucleotides long. RefSeq names its product TIR domain containing adaptor molecule 1 (gene Ticam1). Gene Ontology annotation, biological process: TRIF-dependent toll-like receptor signaling pathway; positive regulation of canonical NF-kappaB signal transduction; positive regulation of type I interferon production. NCBI's taxonomy places the organism in Eukaryota, Metazoa, Chordata, Mammalia, Rodentia, Cricetidae. Gene Ontology annotation, molecular function: signaling adaptor activity. The record is from RefSeq and is a predicted model, not a curated record. Gene Ontology annotation, cellular component: endosome.